Molecule: messenger RNA, 3400 nt
Organism: Heteronotia binoei (common prickly gecko)
Lineage: Eukaryota; Metazoa; Chordata; Lepidosauria; Squamata; Gekkonidae
Exons: 12
Coding region: 29-3400 (1123 amino acids)
Source: RefSeq, a predicted model, not a curated record
GCGAGGGAGCUGCGGAGGCCCCGGGAGCAUGCGAGCGCUGGUCACUAUGAUUGCGACACCACUGAAAAACCCAGGGGUCUCAGACUGCCUCCGCUCUUCUCCCAGAAGAGAACCUGCGCGCUUAAAGUCUGUUUGCCUCGACAGCAUUCCCAGGGGCACGCCUCUCAAACAUCUUGCAAAAUUUCAGGCGGUUUCAGUUUCCGCAGUCAGAGAAGCUGCUCUUUCUUGCCCAAUGGGCUUGGGAGAAGAUAGACAAAAAAGAGAUGUUUUCCAGUCUACUGUGCUGUCUACUGCCACUUGUGCUAAAGGCUUCCCUGACAUCAGUGAAAUAAAGCCAGUUUUUGGAGACGAACUGGGGCAGCUUGCCUUCCGUCCGAAAGAGGGAGCCAUGCUAAAGAAGGCGCUGCUGAAGCGCAAGGCGUGCGAACCGCUGCCCCUCGGAUCGCCAGCAAAAUCCUCCCCUCGAACGGAGCCCAGGAUGGUGCUUGCCAACCGACAGAACCAGCUGCCGGGGAGGGAACUGGGAGACACCCAGAGCACCACGGAUUUCAUUCUUACUCCUGAUCGGCAUCUGAACCUUUUGGAAAGGCGGGAUAAAAAAAACGGAGCUGGAAGCAUGCAGGAGGAAGGGCCGUUCAAGAAGCCUCUUGGAGUGGCCAGAGUUUCACAGCCUGUUGGUUUGGCAAGGAACAGGACGUGGAGUCUGGCAGCCGUGGACCCGCUGGUCUUGGAAUCCCCUCACAAGUUCUUCUCGCGCAUGAAACAGAUGGCGGCACCCAGACCACAGCAACAAGGUUCUUCUGGCCAAGCCUAUUCUUCACCUCACCAAACCAAGCAAAACGGUCCCAAUUCGGCUGCAGUGAAGCCGCCUGUCACUGUCGAACAGCUGAACAACCACCAUGAAGAGGAUCCAGAAGCCACCUGCAGCCAGGACGAUGCUUUUCUCUUGGAAGCCGCGGAACUGGAAGAUGAUACUUUCAAUGUUGAUGCCACAGACGUGACCUACGGUCCAGAUACGCAUUCGCCACUUGCUGGGCGUCCCCAAGAGGAAAGGGCUUUGCAGGAAGGCAGCCAGGAACCAGGCCAGAAUGGGGGGCAGGAGUCGAUGGCUGAACCUCAGAGUCCUUCACAAGACUUUUAUGAUAUACUCGCUACUCCAAAAAUCCACAUUCCAAGGAAGCGAAAACCAGCCGGGGCAGAUUCCAAGGCGCCCUUGGGGGUCCCUCGCGUGGAUACAACGUACAACCAUACACCUGAGGAGGUGCAGCAGCGAAUCCUUCUCAGCGAGUGGAGGAUCAGGGUGCUGAACGAUACUGCUGUGUUCCUGGAAGGAAAGCGAAGAGAGAUGAACAACAUUUACUGGCACAGCAAUGCAAUUGUGGAACGAGUUGCACGGAGCCAAGUUAAAACCUCGUCUGGGAACAUCUACGUCUUAGAAGGCCGGAUAGACGCAGCUACCAUGAAGAAAGAGGGAAUGCCAGCAAAAUUCAUAACGAAGUUUGCGCGUGGAAUUCCAAAGAACUGGAAAGCAUACGUUCAUGACCUGCUCCGCUCCUUGAAGAGGAAGGGACAGAGUUCUAAGAGAGCAAAAAGAACGAGCGAUUCCUAUGAAGAUAACCAUGGAACAGAAGAUUCAGUGCAGACGGCAGGAGCGGUUGAAGAAGCUCCACCUCCAGAUAUUAGGACAAAACGAGGAACAAAAACCAGCACUUACGAAGUACUGAGGCUCAGUAGCAGGAGUUCAAGUGAGCGGCGGCAGGUGCCCCCCUCGCAGCCUGACCCCAACGCCAGUUUCACCCGUAGCGGCCGGCAGGUGAAGCCCCUCCUGCAGUACUGGUGCGGCGAAAGGAUCGUCGUCGACCAGGAGCUGAAUGUGACGGUCACCCGAGGGGGGCACCAACUACUUGACUCCACCAAACUGUCCCUGCCUCCCAGAGACCAGUUGUCAUUCCUGGAGAUGUGUCCACCACCUGCAAAUCAACACCUCAGCCACGUGGACCCCGUGGGCCUGCUUGUGUGCUUGGGCUUAAAGAUAGUGAACAGUGCGAGACCUCAGCGCAAGAAAAAUUCCUGCUCCCCUGAGAAUGGCGAGGUCAGCGCGAACGCUGCUGAAGAGACGCCCCUAUGCCAUCAGACGAAAGGAGGAGCCAGUAAAAGAUCCACGAGGAGCCCCCAAAAAGUAGCGGGGCCUGGAAGCAAGAAAAAGCCGCUUCAUUUUGUCUCGGAUUCUGACGAAAACGAGGAGCUUUCCCCGGAAGACCUCUGCAGGAGAAAGGCCGUGGUUCCCUUGACCCCACUGAAUUUUAAGAAUCUGUCUGAAAAGGGCAUCUGGCCCCAGAGGAAGCCCGCUGAGCAACAGGUGGUCAAGGAAGGAAGGGAAAUGAGCGCGUGCAGAAAAAAGCAGGAGCUUUCCCUGGAAGACCUCUGCAGAACGAAGACCGUGGUUCCCUUGACCCCGCUGAACUUUAAGCAGCUGCCUGAAAAGGGCGUCUGGCCCCAGAGGAAGCCUGCUGAGCAACAGGUGGUCAAGGAAGGAAGGGAAAUGAGCGCGUGCAGAAAAAAACAGGAGAUUUCCCCGGAAGACCUCUGCAGAACGAAGACCGUGGUUCCCUUGACCCCGCUGAACUUUAAGCAGCUGCCUGAAAAGGGCGGCUGGCCCCAGAGGAAGCCCGCUGAGCAACAAGUGCCCAAGGAGGGAAGGGAAACGGACGACUGCAGAAUGAGUCCGGACAGGGAGCUCACCCCUGCCCGGCACGCGCAAAGGUUGCAGAAGCAGCCUCGUCAACAUGAGUGUGGAGCAAGAAGCUCCUCCGCAGAGGACGACGAAUCGAGCGACGAUUCUCCGCGGAUCCGGAGGAAAGCCCAGCCGUCUUUCAGGAGACGGACACCCCAAUUAACGUCCGUGUCUGACCCAAAGCAGCAAAGCGCUGUGAAGAAGGCACCUUCUGUGCCGGAGAGAACCAAAGGACCUCCUGGCUCUUGCGCACAAAGCAGGGCCGCGAGGGCCGUGCCGUCUCCUCCGAAUGAGCAGCCGGAGAGCCCGUCUCCCCCCAGCCUGGCUAACGGUUCUCCUGGAGCCCAAAGGUGGAGUCGAGGAAGCCGGAAGUGCCGGAAAUACGUCUUUGAAUCUGAGUCGGAAAGUGAACCCAGCCCGGGAGAUUCUGAAGGGAGCAAGGGAAAGGCAAAGGCUGCUGCUGCCAGGAGGGGGGGCGGAGCAGGUCCCAGCAGGGCCAAAGGCACGGCUCCGGCAGGGAGAAGGCCUAAGGAGACACCGCACCAGGAUGCGGAUGGCAGCGAAGUCUGGCUGGAGGAGGAGCUGCAGGACCUGCACAGGCAAGGAGGGGCACCCCAGGGGGGGCAUUACUACGGCUCCUCCACAGCAAGAGCCAGUUUGGGGUAG